AUGCUCAGCUAUCUCGAGCUAAUUUGUACUGCGCAUAUUUGGGCAGGAGCUCCAGGCUAUGGCCCCGCUCCAAUACAAACGAUCAUUGUAGGCUCAGUGGCUUUCAAUCAGAACCCGUCGUCAAUGAUGUGUCCACACUGUCAUCAACAGAUUUUGACGAAGACUGUACCAAAAAGUGGGCUACUCACUUGGUUACUGUGCGGCGGCAUGGCAUUAUUCGGGAUACCGAACAUUAUUGCCCGAACUGCCGUAAACUUCUGGGGACAUACAGAAGAAUAUGAACUGAUUAAAAGCACUGCUGCAUAUGUGUUUCUCGUGUUAUUAAUAUACUAA
Messenger RNA from Ostertagia ostertagi, 333 nucleotides. NCBI's taxonomy places the organism in Eukaryota, Metazoa, Nematoda, Chromadorea, Rhabditida, Trichostrongylidae. The record is from the annotation of a GenBank genome assembly.